CCGACGGCCACACGAACAAAGCAAGCAGAAUAUUAAAUAUAAACGAGCGUAAUAAAUUGUAUAAAAAACAUUCUUAGCACGGUGCAAACUUUUCUAAAAGAGCAAUAAUUAAAUUUACGCGAUGUGGCUAACAAAUAAAGAUUGCGGAAAUUAACCGUUGGGCAUUGCUCUGCGAGUUUUGUGUAAUGCAAAACAUACACAUACAAACCUACAUAUGUGAAGUUUCUGUGUCGUGGUCAAAAGAAACACAAAUCCGAUCCACACCUAUUUUUUUAAAUUUGUAAGAUACGGAUACCUUGCUUUUGUGUGAAAGAGUGAUAAGCACCUACACCUCUAAGCUGCUGCAAACUCCAAAGCAACUAAACUAACUGCAAUUUUUGCACAAGUUUUCAUAGCUAACAGCUACCGUCCAUAUAACGACAGAGUUCGAAAUGGCGACUAGCGAUGAUGAGCCCAUGCACUUGUACGAAGUGUUUCAGAAUUGCUUCAACAAGAUAGCGCAACAAAACCCUCCGGGCACAGUGGGCGCAGAUCGAGGGGGCGGCGGCGGAUAUCACUCACCGUAUGGAGGCCUUGCUGUUGAGAAUGGCAUGUAUCCAGGGGAUUUCAAUGCGAUACACGAUGCCAAUGGCAGCAGCAACAGUAACAACAAUAGAUUCGCCAAUGCCUCGACAGUCGAUCAGUAUUUCGAUACUGGAGCCAAUAGUAGCACCGGCUGGUAUCAAGCCCAGAUGCACAGCAGCGGCAACAACUAUAUGGGCCAGGCUACCGGCUAUCAAAGCAACACGCCGCUCUCAGCGCACAGCUUGGACCAUCAGCAACAGCAGCAGGUACACAGCUCGGAGGGGGGACUCACGGGACUGCAGCUUGGUGGCGAGAGUGGGCACAUGAGCAUGCACAGUCCAGUGGCUACGUCGUUACCGCCGAUGAGCUCGUUUCGCGGCGCCGGCAGCAUACCAAACAUUGGUGGCCCACCGGUGGCGGCGGUGCAUUCGCCGGCUGUUUAUAAUUCACCGCAGUCGCAUAACCAGGGCACAGUGCAAGCACAACACGGAGCACUCAGCCAUCAUUCCCUUAAUCAUACCCCGCUACCUCAUGGACAUUCCCAUCACAAUCAGCAGCUGAGUCCUGCAGUGCAGACCGCGGAUGGCUUUGGUGGCAUUGUGGGAGCUGGUGGUGCAGGUGGAGUUGCCGUUGCAGGUGCGAACGCAAAAGUGGCUGGAGCUGGUAAUUCUUCGGCAGCGUCCUUGCGUCAGCAAAUCUACAUGUCCGCCGCAGCGGCCGAUCAGAGUAUUAGUAGCUUCAGUUCAAAUCCAUCAACGCCUGUCAAUUCACCGCCGCCCUUGACCCAAUCCGGUGUGGUUGGCGACUCGGCGACAGCAGCGGGCAAUGCUGGCUGGAGCCAUCACAGUGUGCUAAACGGUGGUGGUCCUGGUGGUUCAAGCUAUGUAAGUGAUAUGCCUGUCUCCAGUCUGCACACAAUGGCCUCUGUAUUUCAGGGUGCACGCAUGGAGGAGCGCCUGGAUGAUGCACUCAACGUGCUGAGAAAUCACUGCGAGCCAGAGAUCCUUGCCAAUGUGAAUCCCUCGCUGAACUCAUUGAACAAUAACGAAACGCUAGCUUCCUUUGUUGCCAAUUCGCCAGCGUCACAUUUGAUGGGCGGCAGUUCGAGCAUCAAUGGAGCACUUGUGGCAAAUUCAGCAAGUGGACUUAGUCACGAGUCGCUUGGCCUGGCCGCUGCUGCGGGUGCUGGCGCAUCCGCUGUGCCAAACAUUAAGAUCGAGCGCAAUGCAGCGACGUCUGCAACGAAGCCAAAUAAGAAGCGAAAAGAGCAGACAGCUAUUAGCAAUGUGACGCAUGCAGGCGUCUCAACCACAUCCAAUCUUGCCAAUCUGGAGCUGUCGGACAGUAAACCGACCAGUUCUGUGGAGACGUCGAAUUCCUCGCAGCUAAACCUGUCUCAAGGUGCCAAGGGCGCAAAGCGGCCGCGACGCUAUUGCUCCUCGGCGGAGGAUGAUGAUGAUGCGGAGCCCGCUGUCAAAGCGGUACGUGAGAAGGAACGGCGUCAGGCGAACAAUGCUCGGGAACGCAUACGCAUACGUGAUAUUAAUGAGGCUUUGAAGGAACUGGGGCGCAUGUGUAUGACACACCUGAAGUCCGAUAAACCUCAGACAAAGCUGGGCAUACUUAACAUGGCAGUUGAGGUCAUAAUGACGCUGGAGCAACAAGUGCGCGAGCGCAAUCUGAAUCCUAAGGCAGCGUGCUUAAAGCGACGCGAAGAGGAGAAAGCCGAGGAUGGACCCAAGCUAAGCGCCCAACAUCAUAUGGUACCGCAACCAAACGUGAGCGUCAACAGUUACCACAGCCAACAGCCUUCACAACUUGUGCCAGCUGCAGCCCAACAAGCCAUAAACGCCAUGACGUUGCCAACCAAUCAGGCCAGCAAUGUCUUGCCACCGCACUUGCAACAGCAGCAGCAACAUCAACAGCAGCAGCAGCAACAGCAGGUGGGACAGCAUCCACAAUAGCAUGCAGCGAGUAUCAUUGGCCUGAAGACGGCAUCAUCUUCCAUAGCAACUCAAUUGAUCCAAGACUCCACAAAGUACUCAUCGACCUUUGAUUUAGAGCAACAGCUCUUAAGCAAUUUUUUGCGACGUUGUCAACAGCAGCCGCCCCCGCCACCGCCCCCUCCUGCCGAAGCAAUACCGCCUCUGCAGCACAUACAUCAUCCGUUUUAACCUAUUUUACCGGUUAUUAUUAUCAUCAAUUAUUAUUAUUAUUUUAGCUAUAAACUAUGAUUUCGAUCAUCAAGCAUAUGCCAGCCCAUUUAUACAGUUUUGAUCAAUUGUAUAUAGUUGUUUAUUUUUUUAAAAUAUGUUUGACGGAUCAAUAUAGCGUAGGCUUAUCAUUAUUAUUAUUAUAAUUUUUAACUACAUGAUAAAUUCAUAAAUAAUUUUUGUGGGAUAUACAAAAGAUUUCGUGCGUUGUCACAGUAGCCAUAUUUUUAAAAACUUUCACAACAUACAUAAUUCUAUAUUAUAUAUAAGUAGGUUUAUUUAAAACAAAACA
Molecule: messenger RNA, 3069 nt
Organism: Drosophila busckii
Lineage: Eukaryota; Metazoa; Arthropoda; Insecta; Diptera; Drosophilidae
Gene: da
Product: protein daughterless
Biological process (GO): regulation of transcription by RNA polymerase II
Cellular component (GO): transcription regulator complex
Molecular function (GO): RNA polymerase II cis-regulatory region sequence-specific DNA binding; DNA-binding transcription factor activity, RNA polymerase II-specific; protein dimerization activity
Source: RefSeq, a predicted model, not a curated record